ACCGAAUGAGUUGAAUUUAGCGGGACCCCCAAAAGAUCUCAAGUGGUUGUGCGGACGUAUAAAGAGGGACCUUAAUGCCGUUUUUGAAACAGAAUUCAAGCUGAUUUUAUUCUAUUAAAGCUGUUUAGUAAUUAAGUAUGAGAACUGUUUCAAGCUCUAAUUCUUCAAGAUUAGGUGAAGUUGAUAUGUUAAAGGAAAGUGUAAACCACGUUGAAAAUGUGGAAACCAAUCUGUUUCAAAAUAAAGAGGUUGGUGAUGAGUUAGCUACAGAAAAGGUAGACAAGCAGAUUUUGGAUUACAUCCAAGAGGAUGCUAUUGAAAUCGAUGAGGAAACCAAUAGGAGGAUCAGACGGUUGGUUAACAAGAGAAUCUUACCUUGCAUGAUUGGAACUUACUUUUUGCAAGCCUUAGAUAAAGGUACUUUGUCCUUUUCUUCUAUUAUGGGUAUUCGGGAAGAUGCUGGUUUGGUUGGUCAACAAUAUUCUUGGUUGACUACUUGUACUUAUAUUGCCGUUUUGGUUUUUGAAUUGCCUACCAAUGUGAUCAUUCAAAAGGUCCCAGUGGUUAAGUAUUUGACUGCUAAUAUUAUUCUUUGGGGUAUUGUCUUAGGGUGCCAUGCUUUGGGUAAAAAUUUUCCUAUUUUGGUUGCUGUCAGAACUUUGUUAGGGUUAUUUGAAUGUUGUUGUCAACCUUGUUUUAUUUUGAUGUCUUCCAUGUGGUAUAAAAGAGAAGAACAAGCAUUCAUUGUUGCUCUUUGGUAUAUGAUGAAUGGUGGUCAACAGAUUGUUGGUGGUUUACUUUCUUACUGUUUCACUUUGAUUGAAGGCGCUGCCUUAAAGAACUGGGAGAUUUUGUUCUUGACUUAUGGUUGUAUUACUGUUGUUUGGGGUAUUUUCCUUUUCUUUUACACGCCUGAUUCCCCAAUGUCUGCUAAAUGUUUCAGUGAAGAAGACAAGAGAUUAAUGGUUGAGAGAGUCCGUAGUAACCAAACUGGUCUUCAGAACAAGAAGUUCAAGAAAGAACAUCUCAUUGAAGCUCUCAAAGAUCCACAAGCUUACUGCUACUUCUUCAUUCAAUUUUUGACUAGUUUGCCAACUUCAGGUUUGGGAGCUUUUGCUAACAUCAUCAUUGCAUCUUUCGGUUUUACUGUUUUACAAACUCAGUUGUUGUCUAUGGUUUUGGGUGCCUAUUUGAUCUUUUUGCUUUUAAGUUCGGCCUACUUUUCUAAGAGAUUCAACCAAAAUAUCUUCUUCAUGAUCAUGUACGUUGUUCCAUCCAUUGUGGGAACUGUGGUAUUGAUGACUUUGACCUACGCUGAAUACGAUCCUGAUUCGUAUCAACACAAACUUAGAACUGGUGUCUUAUUGUUCUGUUACUACUUGACUCUUUCUUUCUGGGGUGUUGCUAACUUGGGACUUUCUUUACUUUCAAGAAACAUUGCUGGUCAAUCCAAAAAAGCUGUCUGCACAACCAUGAACUUCGUUGGUUGGGCUGUUGGUAACAUCGUGGGACCUCAAGUGUUCCGUGCAAAUGAAGACCCAAGAUACUUGACAGCAUUUGGAACCCACUUAGGAUGUUAUGCCGCCUUGAUUUUACUCUUGUUAUUCUUGAGGUUAUGGUUGAUGAGGGAAAACAGAAGAAAAGAAAAGUUGAUUGAAAGUGGAGUGGCAACUGCUGAUGUUCACUUGAAGCAUGCUUUUGAUGAUUUGACUGACAGAGAGAAUGUCAACUUCAGGUAUGCAUAUUAGGUAUAUAUAUAUGAUACGAAAAUUGAAUGAAUAAUCAUGAUUGACUUCG
This is a messenger RNA of Yamadazyma tenuis ATCC 10573, 1797 nucleotides long. RefSeq lists its product as uncharacterized. Gene Ontology annotation, cellular component: membrane. NCBI's taxonomy places the organism in Eukaryota, Fungi, Ascomycota, Pichiomycetes, Serinales, Debaryomycetaceae. Gene Ontology annotation, molecular function: L-cysteine transmembrane transporter activity. The record is from RefSeq and is a predicted model, not a curated record. Gene Ontology annotation, biological process: transmembrane transport; L-cysteine transport.